Messenger RNA from Necator americanus (New World hookworm), 1713 nucleotides. RefSeq lists its product as uncharacterized. NCBI's taxonomy places the organism in Eukaryota, Metazoa, Nematoda, Chromadorea, Rhabditida, Ancylostomatidae. The transcript is spliced from 17 exons. Gene Ontology annotation, molecular function: RNA polymerase II cis-regulatory region sequence-specific DNA binding; DNA-binding transcription factor activity, RNA polymerase II-specific. The coding region runs from base 1 to 1713 and encodes 570 amino acids. The record is from RefSeq and is a predicted model, not a curated record. Gene Ontology annotation, biological process: defense response; cell surface receptor signaling pathway via JAK-STAT; regulation of cell population proliferation.
AUGUCCGUUACUGGGCAUUCAGAUGUCGACAUGGAGUCGGCAUCUGCCUUUUCGCCCUCGGAACCAUCGGUCGAUGGAGUAUUUGUGUCGAAGCAUAACCAGAGUGCAGAAAUGUAUCAGAUGUUUAAAGAAGACGUAGACUCGCUGCUAUCAGGUCGAACACCACAACACGAACAGCCUGUAUUAAUUCAGAGGAUUUUACAUACUUGUGAGAAUAUGUAUGUCGUUUUCGAGGACGAGAAACAACACCUAAUGGGUGAUGUUCUACUAUCGUGGGCAAUGAAACAGCAAAAGGUGAGCAUCGGAACACUUUGGACACAACAACUUCAUUACAAACAACUCGACAUGAUUCACCUUCAAUUCGAAUACUUUGGAGAACUUCUACAACAAACACUUUCCGGGUUGACGUAUUUGAAACAGUAUUUUCCUAACACUUCAUUUGAUGAGGCUUACAGCAAAUUCUGCAAUAUGGCACACUAUUUCCUCUACUAUUCAGUUAUUGUCAGUAGGCAACCACCAUCCGUAAUCGUGAAGUGCGGAGAGGCUGAAAAUCAUCGAAGGAGUCGUUUCUGGUUCAACACUGAAAUAAGAGUGUUGGGCGGUCAAGCGUUCGGUGUGGAAGCAGUUGGAGAUGGUAACGAUGUUAAGUGUUAUCUCAUAACGGACGACACUGCUAAACAACUACUCAACAACGCUUACUUAGAAAUAUUUGAAUCUGAAGAGUUUUGUAUUGAACCGCCAUCGGCAGUAUUUCAGAAGAAGGACACGAGAGGAUUGCGAGCGAAAUUCGACGACAUGCGAGUUGCGAAGAAGGUGCAGCUUCGACGAGACUCGGUAGCAUCGAAACGUUACUGCCUUUGCUAUAGUAUUCAUCUGAAAACAAAUUGUGGCCUGGAACUUGUUGGAAAAAAGGUUUCGCUUCCGUUUGCCGUUCUAGUUGGUCCGAAAUCAGAUGUCGAGGCAAGACUAUUCUUGGAAAGGUCGUUCGCUGAUCUGGUGCGACAUCCUCUUUCUGACAUUCCUUCCCAUGUUCCAUGUACAGAGAUGGCAGACGCUCUGGAAAUGAAAUUCCAGGCUAUAGUGGAGACGCCACAGAAGAACACCGAUGGACCAGCUGUCGUUCAACCGCGAAUGUUCACCAUGCAGGCCAAGCAGCACCUCAUCAAUCGAUUAAAGCCAAAUCCCCAAGGAUUCGUUGCACUGGAAAAUUUCAUGAAACUUCCUGUGGCGGAAGAGUAUCAACUUCGAAAAAAUUCUACAACGGAAGGAGAAUGGAAGCUGGUGCCUUACUUCGAUUGGUUCCUGAAAUUAGCAGAAAUAGUGAAUAAAUACCUUUACAGCAUGUGGUAUGACGGACUGGUGUUCGGGUUCUGCAGCAAAGAAGACUCAGAGAAUCUCUUACGAUGCAUUCCACGACCUGUUCUGCUUGUACGCUUUUCAGAUAUCGAAUACGCCAAGAUAAAAAUUUCCGUGAAGGAUAGAAACGGAGAUAUCCGCCAUCAUUGGUACGAACACAGCGAUUUGAAUGCACGUGUACUUUCCAAGGAAUUGCUAGUCAAUCAGCGCUUUGCACAAGUGGAUUUAAUCUAUCCGGAUAUUGAUAUGGAGGUCGCACUUGGAGGACGAGAAAAACCAAGAGUGAGAGUGCCACGGAAUCUGCAACCGGACGAAAUCUACUUCGACAAUCAAGGUGCCGCCACGUCGGCUUUUUAG